UAUACAAAAAUUGAGAGGGUAUGAUACUCAGAGACUUUAGAAGCUUUAAUAAUUCCUCCAUAGCUCAGUUUUUCCUAAAUCAUACAAAAACUGUUCCUCAAUUCAGUUAGGCAGAGUUAAAAAUAUAUCAAAAGAGGAGAAAAGAGACUCAUCUGGCAAUCACUCUAAUCAAAAAGCAUUUGAUGAAUACCUCCUCAAUCAGAAUGAGAGUCUGCAUACCAAGAUUUAAUAUGUUGCCUCAUCAAGAGAGUCACCGUAAUUGGCAAGUAUACUGAUAUCAACCAAUUAAGAGACUCUUAAUUGUAGUAAACUUUCAUUGAUUUAUUUCAAGACUCAUGGACCAAAAGAAUUCAUGAGGCGGAGCUAUUUAAUAAGCACAA
This is a messenger RNA of Moneuplotes crassus, 380 nucleotides long. Lineage: Eukaryota; Ciliophora; Spirotrichea; Euplotida; Euplotidae. The record is from the annotation of a GenBank genome assembly.